CGGCGCCUCCGCCAAUAGGAGCGGUGGGCGGGCGGUGCGGGCGCAGUGCGCGGAGCGGAGCCCGGUGCAGCAGGAGCUAUGCCCGUGGAUCUGGCGCUGUGGAGCGGGCCGCUGAGCCUCACCGAGGUGGAGCAGAAGCCGGCGCAGCCGUUGCGGGUCAAGUAUGGCUCCGUGGAGAUAGACGAGCUGGGCAAGGUGCUCACGCCCACUCAGGUCCAGAAUCGCCCCACCAGCAUUGAGUGGGAUGGCUGCGAUCCCCAGAAGCUGUACACCCUGGUUCUCACAGACCCAGAUGCUCCCAGUAGGAAGGAUCCAAAAUUCAGGGAAUGGCAUCACUUCUUGGUGACCAACAUGAAAGGCAACAACGUGGGCAGUGGGACCGUGCUGUCGGAUUACGUCGGCUCCGGACCUCCCAAAGGAACAGGGCUGCACCGCUACGUGUGGCUGGUGUACGAGCAGCCGAAGCCGCUCUCCUGCAACGAGCCCAUCCUCUCUAAUCGCUCUGGGGACAAGCGAGGCAAGUUCAAGGUGGCCUCUUUCCGCAGCAAGUACGAGCUGGGGGUGCCGGUGGCUGGCACAUGCUACCAGGCCGAGUGGGAUGACUACGUGCCGAAGCUGUACGAGCAGCUCUCGGGGAAGUAGGGCGCGGGGAGGUGAGGAAGCACCGUGCAGCACCCCGGAGACCGGGCUGCACGGAGCACGUCGCUGUAGUGGUGUUUAGUGAGUUGAACCCAGCUGCUCCUGUACUGAGCACUGGAGCUGGAACCUGCCCCUGUCCCUGCCUGAGCCUGCUCCCGUGUUGAUGUGCUCCAGGCCUCUGCUGCGCUUCUGCUGGCUCUUACAGGUGAUUGUUGGCUACGUGAGCUUCUGACAGGGUGUCCCUGUAAGGGCCACCACCCCCAGGCUGACCUGCUCAAGGGAAGCCAGACCCUCUGUGGCUUAGUGUCCCUGCUGUACGCAAGGUGGUGUGGGUACAGAACCACUUUUGGGGCGGUGCUGGCUGUGCAGUGUCCCUUUUCCAGGAGAGGCGGUGGCAGGCUAAGGGAAAUUCCUCAUUUCUUUUUUUGUAUUCCUUUUACCCUCAAGUAUUUGGCCAGUGCCUGCACUGCAGUGAACCACUGAAGCAGUGAAGGUGCAGCUAAGCUGGUUGAUAGCACUACCUUCUGUUCUCUGUUGCCACUCAAAGCUGAGAGACCACCUCCUUUGUUCGAGUUCUGUUGUGACCUAAUGUCAAUGUGCUGUUUGCUCACAGUGCAAUUAAAAACUUACCGAGGUG
Strigops habroptila (Kakapo) is the source of this 1276-nucleotide messenger RNA. It is a transcript of the gene PEBP1, whose product is annotated as phosphatidylethanolamine binding protein 1. NCBI's taxonomy places the organism in Eukaryota, Metazoa, Chordata, Aves, Psittaciformes, Psittacidae. Gene Ontology annotation, biological process: negative regulation of MAPK cascade. The record is from RefSeq and is a predicted model, not a curated record. The transcript has 4 exons. Bases 79 to 642 code for a protein of 187 amino acids.